Messenger RNA from Limulus polyphemus (Atlantic horseshoe crab), 4388 nucleotides. RefSeq names its product transcription intermediary factor 1-alpha-like. The record is from RefSeq and is a predicted model, not a curated record. The coding region runs from base 344 to 1282 and encodes 312 amino acids. Gene Ontology annotation, molecular function: protein binding. The transcript has 8 exons. NCBI's taxonomy places the organism in Eukaryota, Metazoa, Arthropoda, Merostomata, Xiphosura, Limulidae.
UUGCUCAUCAGUCUAUAGGAAGUAUUUUAAAAGAUGGAGUAAAAGGAACAAGGGAUGGAGGUUCAGCAGGAGAGAAGAAGUGCUCACAAACAGACAGAAAAGAAGAAACUCAAACAGGGUGCCACCUAGCUGCAGACAGUAGUGGUAGCCCUGCUCCCACAGCAGCUGUUGAAGAAGAAAGUGAUGGUAGAGAAUUAGACAAGAAAGUCAUGGUAGAGGAUAGCAGGAAAGAUACAAGUCGGUUGGAGUUGCAGGAAGCAUGUAGGAGAGAGUCUGAGGAUAGCUCUGAAUCCAGUGAAAAUAAUUUGGGCAUUAAAUUAAAAAAGGAAAGUUAGAUGAAAAUAUGUUGCCAAUUGUUAAGAUUAAAAAAGAAAUAAUUGAUAGUAACAGUAAAGAGAUGAACAGAGAAAGACAAGACUCUGAAGAUAGCAACAGGUCUCUCUUAGAUGACAUUCAGUCUCUUGAAAAUCUUUUAAAGAACAGUCACACUACAAUACCAAUUGAUGUAGGUCAACUAGAAAACAAAAUUAUGGAGAAAAUAGAACAAGAACCAAGUAAAAAGACAACCUUCAGUGGGAGAGAAGAAAAAAUAAUGAAAGACGGUGAAAAGAGUUCAAAUGAUGACCCAAAUGAAGAUUGGUGUGCAGUAUGUCAUGAUGGAGGAGAACUAUUGUGUUGCAGUAACUGCCCUCGGGUAUUCCAUCUUAAUUGCCAUGUUCCUGCUAUUUUAACUACUCCUGAUGAGGAUUGGGCUUGCCUCAUGUGUACUGAUGUUAUAAAUGGCCCAUUUCCUCGUGAGUCAAGUGGAGCGAAACGGAAGAAUCCAGUUGGUUUAUAUGGCCAUGAGCUGUUGUAUUGUGAGAGGAUACUCCUUGAGUUAUUCUGCCAUGAGGCUAGUCCACCCUUUCAUGAACCAGUUAACAAAACAGAUAUUCCACACUAUUACAAGGUGAUAAGUAAACCUAUGGACUUGUUAACGAUCAAGAAGAAGCUUUCACCAAGUUAUUUCAAUCGUUAUGAAGAUGUUGAGGAAUUUAUAUCAGAUGUUCGGCUGGUCUUCAGCAAUUGUUUUGUCUUUAAUCCUGAAGGAUCAUCUUUACACAAUGCUGCCAAAGUUCUUCAGGACUGUUUUCAUGAUCUAUUGAAGAAGUACCUAGCAGAGUAUGCCUUUGAUCUGGUCACAACAACUCAGCAACUUGACAGUCAAGACUCAGAUGGAGAAUACAGUAAACUUAAAAGACAAUGUAAAACUUCUUCUGAUGACGUUUUAGAGCAGUGUUGAUUUGAAGACAAGAUGGUCUACAUUUUAAACUUGAUCCCAGUUACUGUAGUGACUUAGUGUUUUGGGUGAAAAAAUGUUCAGGCAUACUUUCCUUGGUUCAGGGGGAAAAAGACUCGAAGAGUCCGGGAAAAACUUUUUUGGUUUAUACUUUUUUUUUUUUCAAAAGCACUGCAGUUUUGUGAGGAACAAAGAUGUUACAGUAAGGACUGUCAUAUAUUACAUUGUGCUAUUCAACAAUUUUGAUUUAUGAUACCUGAUAAGAAAAUGAUAAUGCAUGAAACAGAAGAUCUGUUGUUCUGGAUGAGGAAAUACAUUUUCUUGAAUUAUUAAGGUCAGAAAUAUUGAAGUGUUGAAUAAUAAUAUUUGAGAUAUUAAAUUAAGAUAAUUGCAUUGACUUGUCAAGUUGGAAGGAUUUUAUUGAGGAGGACUGUACUAAAGGAGCAGGAAGAUUGUUUUGUUAGAUGAAGAAAGAACAGUGCAAUAGGUCAUGAAAAUCAGAAAUGGUUUGGUAUUAGGUAAAAAAAGUGCUAAAGGUGUAAAUUGUUUUUAUCAUGUGAUAGAUCAGUUUAGAUAUUAGUUUAGAGAUAUUAUGAAAAAUGAGGAAGGUCAAUGCAAUGGAUAAGGAAGAUCAUUCUAUAGUUUUAAAAUUAGUUUGAUAAAUGAAAAAGAUCAUUGUUUUAGAUCAGUAAGAUUAAUGGUGAAUGAAUGAGAUCAUUUUGUGAUGUCUCGAAGAUUCCGACGUUAGAUGUGGGUAACUCAAGAGUUGGAUCAUAAGGAAAUAAUAGAUCAAAGUAAUUGAGGUGUUAGAUCAGGAAGAAUGGUGACAUAUCGGAACAACUUAGGUGUUAGAUCAAGCAGAAUAAUAGCUUAAUUAUUACACCAGAAAAAGUAGAUUAGAUCCAUGAGGUGUUAGAUCAGGAAGAACAGUGACAAACCAGAAAAGCUAUGGUAUCAGAUAAGGAAUAACAGUGUUAGAUCAAAACAACCUAAGUUUUAUAUCAGAACUAAAGUGCCAGAUCAGAACAACUGAAAUGUUAGAUUGCUAAGUACAAUCAGGGGGUGAAUUAAGGGUCAGAUGGGUCUGGGUCUACAUUUUUCUAUCGGGCCUAUUAUGAUCCUCAUGAAAGAUUAAGGGAAAAGAAAACAACUAAAUCUCGUGAUAUGUUUGACUUUUGAAGACAACAGGAAAAUGUUUGCAAAACUCAUCUACAAAUUAAUGAGAAAUAUUAGAUGGUUUUUGAAUAGGAAAAGUGGUUCUCUAUCACAGACAGAAUUUGCAUUUAAACAACAAAGCAUAUUGACGGAAAGAAACCAUAUACACAUAAACUCAACAACCCACACACACAUACUUAGCUCACACCAAUACUAACACAAUCUGACCACCAGUAAUAGAGAGAUCAUGUUAUCUGUAUUUAGUUAAACUACCGUCUUCUUGGCUCUUUAGAUCUGUUUUGUGAUGAGUGAUUCUAACAAGCCAUUUUCUAUGCGCAAAAGUGCCAGUGCAUUUAGCUUGUUUUGGCACAUUGAUGAUUGAAGUGUGUCCUUUAUCCUUUUUAGCAUUGAGAAUGAUAUUUUUUUCAGUGUUUUCAGUCAUCCUCUGUAACUGAAGCAAGGGCUUGCAUUAUGGCUUUGUACCCCACUUUUAAGGCUCAUAUUGCAUCUGAAUGGGUGCUGCAUCUUAUGUCUGAUAACCUCUGUCAACAGGAAUGCUAGUACAUCAUGUAAUUGCUUUCACAGGCAGUUUGAAGCUGAGAAAAAAUACAUAAAGCUUCUGUACAAUAGCAAAGAAUAAGCAUAUUCUGCUAGGAGUUCUUCUCUUUCAUCAAGGCUUGCAUGCUAACAUAUUUGCUGCUAAUAUUGGAUGCAUUGUUGUAAGAAUGCCCACGGUAAUUUUGAAUUCUUAUAUCAUUCUUUUCAAGGAAAUCUGUGAGAACUCUAGCAAAUUCUGCUCCUUUGUGAUUGCUUGUCAGUAAGAAUGUGGCAAAUAUCUCUACGGGGCCAUCAUCUAGAACAGUAUUUCCCAACCCAAAAGCUACUGUACCCCAGUAGAUCUUUUGAUAUUUCACUGCACGUCUGGUGGGAAGUAAUCAUCGAAUGCUCUAGAAAGCAUUUUUAGAUGUUCACAAACAAUAAUUGUGAUACGUGAAAUAUCCAAUUCGUUGAGCUUAUUAAAUUGGAAAAGACAGGAAACAUUUCAUAGCUUUUUCAUGUAUUCACUUGAACCAAAGUUUUAGCUUUUUCUUAAAUGCAUCCAUUUUAUUGCUCAAAGUAAAAACAGCAGUACAAAGCAUUGAACAAUCAUGAAUUCAAUGUAUUGCUCUUAAUAAAACUAACAGUUUUUACUGAUUGUGCGAGAACAUCAUUCAGGAUUGGUGACAUAUUUUUUGUCACUAAGUGUUCUUGGUGUAUAAAGCAGAAUGUGAAUACCAGGACAUAUAACUACUAAUUGAAUUACUGGACAGGACACAUUAUCACUUGUUGAACAACUGGACAAGACAUAUAACUACAAAUUGAAUUACUGGACAGGACACAUGAUCACUAGUUGAAUAACUGAACAGGACACAUGAUCACUAGUUGAAUAACUGAACAGGACAUGAAACAUGAUCACCUGUUGAAUAACAGGACAUGAAACAUGAUCACUAGUUGAAUAACUGAACAGGACACAUGAUCACUAGUUGAAUAACUGAACAGGACACGUGAUCACCUGUUGAAUAACAGGACAUGAAACAUGAUCACCUGUUGAACAACUGGACAGGACACAUGAUCACCUGUUGAACAACUGGACAGGACACAUGAUCACUUGUUGAACAACUGGACAGGACACAUGAUCACUUGUUGAACAACUGGACAGGACAUAUAACUACUAAAUGAGUAACUGGACAGGACAUGCAAAUAAUUGUUAAAUAAUUUGCUAUACAAGAGUAGUUAGAAAAUUUCAAACCAUGUAUAAACAUCUCUUAGUGACUGAUUAAUAGGGUUUUAAAAAAUGAUGUAUUUUACUUUCUACUCCAUGAAGCAUGAAGUUAUCCAGUUUGAAAGUUUACUGUCUGUAAUAGCUCUGGUCUAAAAUCAUACACAGCAUGAACUUUAUCCAGUUUGAAAGUUU